AUGGGUUCUAUUGAAAGCUCGGGAUCAGAGGUCGUCACCAUUGAUGUUCAAGCUGCCAAGGAUCUGCUCAAGUCUGGCUAUGGUUAUAUAGAUGUCAGGACGGUGGAGGAGUACAAGAAAGGGCAUGUGGAUGCAGAGAAGAUUUUAAACAUUCCUUACCUGUUCAAUACACCUGAAGGGAGGGUAAAAAAUCCCCAAUUUUUGCAGGAGGUUUCAUCUGCUUGCAACAAAGAGGACCUUCUUGUUGUGGGUUGUCAAAGUGGGGUCCGAUCUCUUUCUGCAACUACUGAUCUUCUGACUGCUGGUUUCAAGCAAGUGAACAACAUGGGAGGAGGCUAUCUUGCUUGGGUAGAGCAUCAUUUUCCUGUUACUAAGCCAGAAGAUGCUGGCAAAAAAGAUCAAGAAGUUGACCAACGAAAGAAGGCAGAAGAUGAGCUCUAA
Messenger RNA from Prunus armeniaca (apricot), 441 nucleotides. The record is from the annotation of a GenBank genome assembly. Lineage: Eukaryota; Viridiplantae; Streptophyta; Magnoliopsida; Rosales; Rosaceae.